Molecule: messenger RNA, 1638 nt
Organism: Schistosoma bovis
Lineage: Eukaryota; Metazoa; Platyhelminthes; Trematoda; Strigeidida; Schistosomatidae
Source: the annotation of a GenBank genome assembly
AUGCUAAACUGUUCCUGGUUCAUACUAAUUUGUCUUUUAAUUAGUUAUGUCCUUGCUAUUAGAAAUUUAAAAUAUAGAUGGGGUCAGUGGUCUUCGACACCCUUAACUUGUUCCGUUACUUGUGGUAAUGGAGUAAGAUGUCGAGUUCGAAGUUGUCUUGAUGGAUAUGGUAAUGUACAGUCAUCAACAGUGAUGUGUGAAAGUUCAAAUCCAUAUGAAUCUCAAGCUAAAGAAUGUAUACCAUGUUUUGUCAAUACACGUUGCCCACGUAUUCCAGGUUGGGGAACAUGGAGUUCAUGGUCAUCAUGUCUUCCUACAGGUGGGCAAAACAUUAAUGGGCAAGGAUGUCAUACAGGAAGUAGGACACGUUACCGGUUUUGUAACAAUCCUCCUCCAGAACCAUAUGGGUUCAAUUGUUCUGGGAUUAGCCAUCAGACUACAGAAUGUGAUCAUAAUUGUGUAGAUGAAGAUUUUAGUAGCCUUGAUGAUAUUGCUGACAAAAUAACUUUCCAGGUUGCAAAAGAUCAACUUAACUUGAAUGCAUAUCAAAAUAUUCUACGAAUGCAUGUUAAGCAAAGUGCUCGAAUGGACUGUGUAACACCAGCUUACAACCUUGCCAAAAAAUUAACUUCUCGAGGAAUUUUCGGUCUAACCUCUCGAUUAUUUAAAGAGCAUACUUUGACUAUAAAAUGGCUUAAAAAUGGAAGAUCGAUAAAUCCAACCGAUUCUGGCUCAGGAUCUAUAUCUGGCCGAUUUUACAGAACUAAAAAGCCUAAGAAUAAUCAAAAUAGACUGUUUGAUGAAGAAAUGAAAUGGAAUUUACUGCCAGAGAUAUCUUCAUUUUACAUGGAGGAUACUUAUUUAGUCUUUCCAAGUAUAGAUCACUAUGAUCAAGGUUUUUAUACCUGCCAAAUGACAUUUGGGAAUCACAAGUGGAAUACAAUCUUUUAUACCUUGAUUGUUACUGGUGUAAAAUAUAUUGCACUAGAAGGUAAUCCGUUUUAUCUUUAUUCUAAUCUAGGAUAUUUUAAUGCAUUGGAUAAUACAGCUGUUUGGAUGGAAUCAGCUCAAAUAGUAUGGAAGUUGAAUGGUUAUGAAUAUUCACGUAACUUAGCUUUACGAUUAAAUCGACGCAUUCAAUUAAUUCCUUAUUUAAAUUUAACACAUCAUGGAACAUGGAAAUGCUUUUUAUUUAUUCAAACGUACCGUUUACCAAGUCAAGCCGAUAAUCCACGGACAUCUAUUAAUAGGAUAUAUUUAAUUAAUGAGUUUUAUUUAAAAAUUUAUCCAAUGCAACCUAGUUUAUGGCAAUCAAUUGAAUAUCCAAUCACAACUAGAGCAUUGAAACAAACAACUGUGAUUUUACUAACGAUUGGUUUGCUUCUGACUCUAAUUAUAUUAUUAAAUAUAUGGGCUGCUAGACGUUGGAUAAAACGAACACUAACAAUUGAUCAACAAAAGGCUAUUAUACAAGAAUUGUUAGAUAAUGAAUGUAGAUUAUUAUUGGCCUGUAGAAAACGGGCUAGUAUAAAUAAGAACAGAUUACUACCACUAAUUUUACAAGAAGACCAACGUUUACAGGAAGCUAGUAGAGCUUUAGGUUUAGAUAAUGAACAACAACAAAUCGAAACAAAUUAG